Messenger RNA from Drosophila biarmipes, 1747 nucleotides. RefSeq lists its product as uncharacterized. Gene Ontology annotation, molecular function: protein binding. Bases 533 to 1675 code for a protein of 380 amino acids. The transcript is spliced from 6 exons. Lineage: Eukaryota; Metazoa; Arthropoda; Insecta; Diptera; Drosophilidae. The record is from RefSeq and is a predicted model, not a curated record.
UAAAAAACUUGAACACAGACCGAACCUUUUUUUUUACCAAAAUCUCUUUUGGACCACACAAAUCGAGACACCCUAACCUCCAUAUUGGGAGUGCCAAUUUCCCCAAAUUGGUCCCAAAGCACCGUAGUUAAAAAAGACCAGUAGCAAGUUAUAAUAGUUUUGAGUUUCGAAUUGAUUGUGAAUAAAAGCAGCUGAAGUCGGCCGAAGCCACUUUAAAUGCCAAAUGAUAAUUGUAAUUAAAUUGCCCACCACGAAACCGAAGUAAAAAGUGGGCCAAGGCUGCUUGACUUUCAAAUGCCUGCUGCAGGGCGAAUCAAUAGGCCAUACAUUUGUGAUAGGUCCGAAAUGAAUAAGUGAGCAGAGUUUGAUUUAAAAUUCAAUAACCAAACACACGCAGCUGGGCCACUCGGCCGAGUUUUACCUGGACAAGGAGAAGGCGAAGAACAUUCUCAACUACACGGAGCUGCUCAACAUUUUCGGGGCGGAGGAGCUGGAGAACCAGUUGCUCAACGACCAGGGUCAGGCGCAGCCAAUGAGCUUUCAGGCCAAUCCCAUCUUCAAGACCGAGCAGGGCAAAUACCUAGCUAAUUCCCUUGCCGAUCCGUUGAUAAAGGCCCUCACUGAAAUAGCCAACAAGAGACCCAAAGAUCCAGUGGCCUACUUGACCAACUACCUCCAGCACUUCAUGGGGGAUCGCAAGCCCAUGACCGAGGUGCAGGUCCACUCGGGGAGCAGCAAGGCCAGCACCAGCUCCCCCGCCACCCAGACGUUGGCCAAGUCGAAUGCCAGUUCAAGUCAAAGGAUGGCCAGUACCCGAAAUGGUCCUGGUCCCACCAACGCAGACCUCAUCGAGCUGGACGCACGCUCCCUGGCCGAGGAAGAGGACGCGGAAGGAGCGCUGGCGGUGCAACACAUGGAGGAGCGGGACGAGCACGGCCAGAGCAUGCUGCACUUCGCCUGUGCCCGCUCCCACCGGCGGGGAGCUCUCUACACCCUUAUCGAGGAGUCGGGCAUUGACAUCACCUACCGGGACGAGCUGUACCGUACCGCUCGCGACGUCUCCUUGCAAGCGAAUCAGCCCAAUAACGCGGCCGAAAUCGACCGAUUUGUCCUGGCCCAGGCAGUCAUAGGCAACGUGGAACCCUUCGAGCAACUGGCUCUGCAGGGCUACGACCACAUUCUAGACAUCGAAGACGAAAGCGGUCAGUCCAUUGUAGAUGUCGUACAGUCCCGGCAGAAUGAGGCUCUUGGCGAGUUCCUUACCAAUCUUCGGGCCUUGGAGGAGAGUCGUGAGGAGCUGCAUCAGAUGAUCAGGGAGAACAACAUGGAGCGCGUAAUGGAGCUGACCGACGUUGCCAAUGCCAAGUGGUUGGUUAAGACCAAGAAUUACUAUGGUCGAACCGCCCUGCACAUAGCGGUGCUGAAGGAGUCCGAGGAAAUGGUUCGGCGCCUGGUGAAAGUCUGUCCUGAGGCCCUGAAAAUCCCAGAUAACCUGGAUCGCACUGUGCUGCACUACGCCAUGGGAACCAACGCGCUGGAGAGCGUCAGCCGCAUUUUGAUCCAGAACGGGGCCAAGCGGACCGCCAAGGACCUGAAGGGACGGCAGCCAAGCUAUUACUUCAUCAACAAGGCGGACAUCCUGCGGCUGCAGGAGGAGGAGGAGGAGAGCCGCUGAGAGAACGGGUCAAGCAAUAUGUAUAGUAUAAAGUACUCUAAGCCGUUAUAUAGUCCAAUAAAGUACAAGUAA